This is a messenger RNA of Bombus impatiens (common eastern bumble bee), 1135 nucleotides long. Its product is annotated as calcyclin-binding protein. Bases 349 to 1035 code for a protein of 228 amino acids. The transcript has 2 exons. Gene Ontology annotation, molecular function: S100 protein binding; ubiquitin protein ligase binding; tubulin binding. The record is from RefSeq and is a predicted model, not a curated record. NCBI's taxonomy places the organism in Eukaryota, Metazoa, Arthropoda, Insecta, Hymenoptera, Apidae. Gene Ontology annotation, biological process: heart development. Gene Ontology annotation, cellular component: nucleus.
CUAAAAGGUUCUAAAAAAGUUUAUCUAUCUUGCUCAAAAACAUGUGUUUUUCUUUAAAAAAUAUCUGUAAUAUUAUUCAAGCUAAAAAGAAAUUUGCCUACAUAUUAUAGAAAAAUUUUGAACUCUCCAGAAAUUUCUACUGAGUGUACAGUGUGUAGUUUGCAGUCGAUUCGUCGAUUCUCAACAGUCGAGACAAAUUUGUAACGAACGAGGUGUUAUAGUCAAGAAACAUUGAAUUAUACGAUUUUAACGUCAUUAUCAGUAGGAUAAUCGAGUGAGUGUUAACUUUCUUUUUUCUUACCAUUAAACGUUUAGAAAUUCUAUUUGUCGCUAAUUUUGAAGGAAGAAAUGUCGACAAAGGCUGACGAGUUAAAAUUGGACAUUGAAGAAUUUAACAAUUUACUUCAAAAAGCUAAUCGUCAAAAAAGCAAAGAUGUUCUCAGUCUUGAAAUUAGGAAGUUGCAAACAGAGUUAGCAAGAUUGAUAGAAGAAAAUCAAAUAUCUCAGACAAAGCCUGCUGUUGCAGUGUCUAACUCUUCUCAAAAGUGUUAUGAAGUUAAACUUAAUAACUAUGGUUGGGAUCAAACAAAUACGACAGUAAAAUUAUACGUCACAUUGAAAGAUGUGCAUCAGUUGGCUAAAGAAGCUGUGACUUGUAACUUUACUGAGAAAUCUUUUGAUCUCCAUAUUCUUGGAUUGAACAAUAAAAAUUAUAGUUUAACAAUUAAUAAUUUAUGCGAAGAUAUUGAUACAGAUAAGAGUAGUGUUAGAACCAAGGCUGAUAUGGUGAUAGUAUCUCUUAUCAAAAAGGUUGCGAAACAUUGGUCACAUGUAACAAGUGUAGAAAAAAGAAUCAAGGAAUCAAAGACAUCUUCAGCUCCAGAUAUAAGUGAAGAUGGUGACCCCAGCACUAGUUUGAUGAAUUUAAUGAAGAAGAUGUAUCAAGAAGGAGAUGACGAAAUAAAAAAGACAAUAGCCAAAGCUUGGACAGAAACUCAAGAGAAGAAAGCAGCAGGAUUGUCAGACUAUUCUUAAUUUCAUGUCUAUAAAUAUUUAGGUUUAUUAUUUUUUUAGGUUAUUAAUGUACAAAAUUAAAUUGUAUUAUGUAAAACAUUAAAAUGUAAAAGUGCUGUAA